CAAUGAGGUGAUCCACGUGAUCAGGCGUUUUGGGCGCGCCUUCUGUAACUGUAUCAACGCAUUCGCGCUUGUCAAUGUUUUCUUUUACAUCUCGUUUUUGGAAGUCAAAAUCAACGACGAAUGAAUACGUGGAUUGCAUGAACUAUAUUCGAUACGGCAACAACUAUAGUGUGAUUUUUCUUUGUUUGAAUAGAUUAUCAUGAUCCUUGAAUCUCUACGACUCGCAAACUUUACAGGAAGGAUACACCCAAGCAAGUAUAGGCUCAAAGGAUAGCCUGAUCUACAACCUUUUACGAGAAAACAAGCAUGGCACCCCCAAAACCGCAAAUACCUCCGGCGGCAAAACCAGUAUUUGGUGCCCAUUUUGAUGCGUGGAAUUCAUCAGCGACAGGUCAUCAACGGGCAGAGAAUAAGAUAGGUGGUUCUACAGGAUGGAGAGAAUCUCGAGCAUCGAAGCUAGGCCACCAGUUCAAGUCUGGUGGUACAGGUGGCAAAAGGAUCUCCGACAAAGUUGGGGCAGGAUCUGAAGACUGGGAUAAGAAAGCGAACGCCUUGAUUCCGAAAGAAGUCAAGGCAAGGGCAAGACGAAGUGUCAGCGACAUGUUAGUGGGGAAACCAGGCUUGCCGAUGAGCGCCGAAGAACGACUGAUGGAGAUGCGGAAGCUCGAAGAUGAAACUAAAGCGGAAGAGGGUGAUCUAGCCCGUAAGUCUAGAGGCAUCUUUGAUGAGCUGGACAUCUACAUAAACGGUAGUACAUAUCCAAUGGUCUCGGACCACAAGCUCAAGCAGUUGCUGGCAGAGAAUGGAGCACGAAUGUCGAUGCAUCUGGGCAGGCGACAAGUCACCCACGUUAUCUUGGGCAAACCUUCUGGUGUAGGAAGUGGAGCUGGAGGUGGUUUGGCUGGGGGAAAGCUGGAGAAAGAGAUACGAAGGAUUGGUGGUUGUGGAGUGAAAUAUGUCGGUGUAGAAUGGGUAUUAGAGAGCAUCAAGGCAGGAAAGAGACUUUCCGAGACGCGGUUCUCGAAUCUGAAGGUAGCUCCGAAAGGCCAGCGGAGCGUUUAUGGCAUGUUCAAAAAUACAGCCAAUGCCAACGUAGAUUAACAAUUGACGCUAAGGACACCGAGUGGGCAAGCGAAUUGUUCAUGCUUCCCAAACUUUUUUGGCUCAAGUCUAGUUUUCGAGUCUUGGGAGGUAUGUCAUUGAGGUCCAUGCAUAUAGUAUGUAUGAUGUAUCUUUAUAUAUAUAGCAUAGAUGCCAUAUUCGGGUGUCUGCUUGCUUCUACGGCGUUGUGUCAGGAAUUGAGGUGCAUUCUAGGUGGCUGCAUAGCAUCUGCGAUAGGGAUAGGAAUAGGAAAUAUCAUUUGGGAGGUCUAGAGGCGUUUUGGUGAGAUUGUGGAAAAGGCUGUCCCAUGACAUAAUUUGAUAUAACAGUAACUAUAACAGUAACUAAGAAACAUCAAUCACAUUCACCUUCAUCAUGCUGUCUUGUCAUGCAUGUUUAAGUGAUGUACCUUCAAAGAACGGCAAGAACAUACUUAACAAUGACAUUUGGCCCAUCACCCCUCAUACAAGCAUCCAGUUUCUUUGAUGUGAAGUAUCUGAGUCUUUUCGAAUCUAACAGUGUCUCUCUCAUUGAGUGAGAAACACUCGAAUGUCGAGAACGGAGGCGGUGACGAUAGUUCCUUGAAUCUAUGGCUUAGUAUCAGUUAUUUGUGACCAAAAUUGAUAUAUCUAAAAUGUAUCCAGAACACUAUCGUUCACCUAUUGCAUCACUUAAUAGAUGAGUUCCGACAACAUAU
This is a messenger RNA of Botrytis porri, 1798 nucleotides long. RefSeq lists its product as uncharacterized. The record is from RefSeq and is a predicted model, not a curated record. Bases 307 to 1101 code for a protein of 264 amino acids. Lineage: Eukaryota; Fungi; Ascomycota; Leotiomycetes; Helotiales; Sclerotiniaceae. The transcript has 4 exons.